AUGCCGUCGGCAACGAAGGACUCGACUAUUCUAAAGAUUGCUGUUGAAAUGUUAAAUGCACCGGACAAGGUGCCCCAGCUAAUCGAAUUUGACCAAAGUCAACCUUUAUCGAGCAUUAUACAACUGCUGUGCAAGCCAUGGGGUCUGCCUGAUCCUGAUAACUACGCCCUACAGUUUUCGGAAAGCAAUAAUCAAAACUAUAUCACGGAGAAAAAUCGGAAUGAGAUUAAGAACGGUUCAGUGCUGCGACUAGAGCAGUCCCCAGCGAAGACAGUCCAAGAUAUACUCGCCAAAAUUAAUUCUGGUAAUGAAAACGAUCAAACUGCAGCACUGUCAAAAUUGUCCACAUUAAGUAGUGACCUGACAUUUGCACUAGAAUUUAUCAAUAAAAAAGGUUUAUCUCUCAUCAUUCACAAUAUAGAAAGCGGAAAGUUUAAAGGUAACUCUUUAAAGUUUGCCCUGAUUACAUUUGUUGAGUUGAUGGACCAUGGAAAUAUAUCGUGGGAUAUACUUGAGAACCAGUUCAUAAAUAAAGUAGCUAGCUUUGUCAGCAAUCAGACAAAUACACAAGAUCCAAAAAUAAUACAGUCAUGUUUAUCAAUACUGGAAAAUAUAGUUCUGAAUAGUUCUGGAAAAAACUUGCACGUGGAAAAGGAAAUAACAAUCCCAAGCCUGAUAUCACACCUUCAAAAUCCUUAUCAGGAUAGCAUUAUACAGCAGAAUGCUAUCGCACUUAUCAAUGCAAUAUUUUCUAAAGCAGAUGCCAACAAAAGAAAAGCUAUUGCAGCAACAUUGUCGUCAAAGCAAGUUAGAAAUGUUAUCUAUGAAAAUCUUAUUGGAGCUUGUGAAUUCUCAAAAAACGUUACAAAAGAAGCUUUGGGCACAGAAUUGGCACAUCAAUUGUAUGUCUUGCAAACAUUGACUUUAGGCCUUCUAGAGCCCAAAAUGAGGCAAAGGGCAGAGUCUCAGGAACAGGAAUCCCAAGAAAAGAUCAAAGAGCUAAGAAAAAUUGCAUUUGACAAUGACAAUAACUCACUUGAAGUAACCACAAGACACCAGUUAAAUAAUUCAAUGAAAGAUUAUAAAAAACUUGGCUUCAAAUGUGAGAUUGAUCCAAUAAAAGAUUUCAACGAGGUACCACCAGGCAUCUUAGCAUUGGAGUGUAUGCUUUAUUUUGCAAGAAACUAUUCAGAGGAUUAUCGUAAAAUUGUACUGGAGAACAGCAGAGCAGUGGAGCAUGAAUGUCCAUUUGGAAAAACAAGCAUAGAGCUAGUAAAGCUAUUGUGUGACAUCUUACACAUUGGUGAACCUCCUAGCGAGCAAGGUCAAACUUACCAUCCACUCUUUUUCACACAUGAUCAUCCAUUUGAAGAACUGUUUUGCAUCUGUAUUGCACUCCUAAACAAAACAUGGAAAGAGAUGCGGGCAACAUCAGAGGACUUUAUGAAAGUUUUGAGUGUGGUAAGGGAACAAAUCAAUAGGGCCCUGUCUGCAUCACCUAAAGGUUUUGACAAAUUCCGCCAAAGAAUAAACCAACUGACAUAUGCCGAAAUCACCCAAAUUUGGCAGCAGGAGCGCACUAAUAGGGAGGUAUGGGAGUCCCAUGCAAGGCCCAUAGUGGAGUUGAAAGAAAAAAUCACACCUGAGAUUAUAGAAUUGAUACAGCAGCAACGAUUAGGUGUCCUAGUUGGCGGUACAAGGUUCAAGAAAUAUUCUUCAAGAGGACAAAGAAUAAAGGACAAGUUUUGGUUUGUCCGACUUUCACCAAACCAUAAAGUGUUGCACUAUGGUGACUGCGAUGAGAAGAGCACUCCUAGUUUAGAAGAACUUGGCAAUAAGCUAGCUGUGUCUGACAUUAAGUGUGUAGUAACAGGUAAAGAUUGUCCACACAUGAAGGAUCUAAGGGGUAGGAAGGUCACUCCUCAUUUGGCAUUCUCUUUAAUACUUAAGUCAGCUGAGGAAACUUUAGAUUUUGUAGCACCUGAUGAACAAAUAUUUGACUAUUGGACGGAUGGAAUUAAUGCGUUGCUUAAGGAGAAAAUGUCAAGUAGAUCUUUUGAAAAUGACUUGGAGACUUUAUUAUCUAUGGAUAUUAAGGUGAGACUCCUCGAUGCCGAAGGUAUUGAUAUACCACAAGAUCCUCCUCAAAUACCGGAAGAGCCAGAUGAUUAUGACUUUUAUUAUGACAAUAAU
Molecule: messenger RNA, 2193 nt
Organism: Iphiclides podalirius (scarce swallowtail)
Lineage: Eukaryota; Metazoa; Arthropoda; Insecta; Lepidoptera; Papilionidae
Source: the annotation of a GenBank genome assembly